AUGUUUUACAGGGCAUGGACAGUAGCGAUAGCCUGGAUGGCAGCAGCAAGACACGCGCAGUGCGCAUCCUUGCCGAAUAUACCGUCCGAGAACAGGACCGUCGUCGACCUUGGAUACGCGAAGUACCAAAGCGACAUCAUCUACGACGACAAUGUUCUCAGCUUCCUCGGUAUCCGCUACGCUGCUCCUCCCGUCGGUGACCUAAGAUGGAGAGCACCGCAGGCGCCCGCACAGGUUGCGGGUAUCCAAAACGCGACUACCCAGCCGCCCCAGUGCAUGCAAGCGCCCGGUGUCGUUGGGUUCCCAGGGAUGAGCCUCGUCAACCCGUUUCGUAAGCGCGAUGCGGUGAACACCGUGUUUGAGCAACCACCCACCGUGACAGACGAAGACUGUCUCUUCCUCAAUAUACACACACCAUCUAACUAUACCAGCGACGCAAAGUUGCCUGUGGUUGUGUGGAUCCACGGUGGCGCGUACGACGCAGCCAACGCUAGUACUUAUCCAGCUCAGGACUGGGUACAGCAAACCAACGGCGGACUGGUGGCCGUCCAAGUACAGUAUCGCCUCGGCCCAUUCGGCUUCCUGUCUAGUGAAGCUAUCAAAGAUGACGGCGAUCUCAACGCUGGGCUUCUGGAUCAACAACUCGCCUUGCAAUGGGUCCAGAAGAACAUUGCCUCAUUCGGCGGUGAUCCAGACAAGGUCACCAUAUGGGGUCAAUCGGCCGGCGCGGGCUCAGUCCUGCAACACAUCAUCGCCAACGGUGGGAAUACCCGGCCACCGUUGUUCAGGGGCGCCAUCAUGGAAUCCCCUUUCCUCCCGUUCCAAUACGCGUACAACGAUCCCAUUCCAGAGGCUCUCUUUACGCAGGUACUAGCCAUCGCUGGCUGUAACACGACCGGGUCGAGCAGCGGGCUGGACUGCUUGCGCAACGCAGAUGCUUCCUUGAUCCUGGAAGCUGAUAGAACUCUGGGCACCGCCAGCUUCAUGAUGACCUGGCCAUUCGUCCCAGUCGUAGACGGCGAUUUCAUCCGUGAGAGGCCCGUGGAAGCAUUGGCGAGCGGAAUCGUCAAUGGGGAGGCGCUUUAUGUCAACACCAAUAGCCACGAAGGCUCUAUCUUCGUCAACGAAACCUCGCUCGAUGCUGCGAACUACACGCUGUCCGAUUACAUCCGGGAGCUCUUCCCUCGUCUCGCGUCGUCUGACAUCGAAGCGGUCGCCGCUGCGUACGCAGCCGACUCUACGCUUGCUUCUAUCGCGGAACAGGCCGCAGGUGUGAUCGGCGAAAACAUCCUCAUUUGCCCUGCUUACUAUGCCCUGGACGCGUUCGGCAAGAACGGCUUCAAGUCCGAGUACGCUCUCCAGCCUGCAGCGCAUGCAGAUGAAUUGUCGUACAUCUUCACGAAUUACGAAGUCCCACAAUCCUAUCCCAACGUUAUCUUCCAGCAAGCAUUCGCGAAUGCCUUCCUCUCUACAGCGAUUUCAUUACGUCCGUCGACGAACCUAAAUGCUACCGGUCCCGGUACAGCGUGGCCAGCAUGGGCUGACAGUCGUACGGAGAUGCUCUUCAACAAGACCGAGACCGAUGCGCCCGAUUUGCGCACGUUCAAGACAGAUCCAGCUCUGCUGCGACGUUGCGCUCUCUGGCGCGCUCUCUCUGAUGCGACUCACCAAUAG
Molecule: messenger RNA, 1674 nt
Organism: Peniophora sp. CBMAI 1063
Lineage: Eukaryota; Fungi; Basidiomycota; Agaricomycetes; Russulales; Peniophoraceae
Source: the annotation of a GenBank genome assembly